Plasmodium coatneyi is the source of this 840-nucleotide messenger RNA. Its product is annotated as SICA-like antigen. NCBI's taxonomy places the organism in Eukaryota, Apicomplexa, Aconoidasida, Haemosporida, Plasmodiidae. The transcript has a single exon. The coding region runs from base 1 to 840 and encodes 279 amino acids. The record is from RefSeq and is a predicted model, not a curated record.
AUGUAUAAUGUACUGGAUGAUGGGCAGGAUGAUCAGGAUAUGUGUUCCAAUUUGGACGAUAAGAAGCACUCGGAAAAGGAGUUAUGUAAAAUUCUAGCAAGAAUAUUUCUUUGGAUGGAUGGAUUAAAGCUAGACCCUAGCAAGGAAAAAGUAGGAAGUUUCCCAUGGGUACCAAGAAAAGAGGAGGAUGAAAAACCGAAAGAGAAGGAACUACACUCUUAUUAUCGAUGUUUAAUCGGUAAAGUUACUAUAUUAAACAUGUUAGGUAAGCAUUGUAUGUUAAAGGAAGUAUCAGAAACAGUUAAAAAUGGUAGGGAAGAAAUGAGGAGAACUAACGAUCUUGGGGAGGGGAAUCAACUCUGUAAGGACGUGUAUUUCGGAAGUUUAAAAUUGGGGAACAGGUUCAUGUGGGAGGAAAUUAAGAAGGAGAUAGAUGGCCAUGAGAGGGAAAACGACCAUAGUGUUGGGUUAUCGCUAGUAACAAAAGGAAAGAGCAAAUUGCACACAGUAAGGGACCAAGUACUAGACACUAGUAUUUGCCCAAGCGGAGAAGGGACAUUGGACCAAACAAUCUUACAGAAUUUAGAAAUAAAAGUCAUCGACAAUGAAGACCUGUCCCUAGACGAAGCCACUGACCCUCCCGGGAAAAAAACUUCAGGGAAGGACGAGUUGGAGGAUGUAUUGGACAAAGCUGAGAAAGAAGUGCAAGAAGGAGGGGUCGAUGCGGGUAUAGUGGAAGUAUUGAAGGAAAUAAAUAGAAUAUGGGACGAAAAAAUUCAAAAGGCUCAAGAGAAAAUGGCAGCGAAGGCUGUACCAGCACCAACUGUCCCAGGUAAGUAA